Messenger RNA from Paramecium primaurelia, 1404 nucleotides. Lineage: Eukaryota; Ciliophora; Oligohymenophorea; Peniculida; Parameciidae. The record is from the annotation of a GenBank genome assembly.
AUGUCAGAUCCUAAUUCAAAAGCUGCAAGAUUGAAUCUCAAUCCAAUCUCUACAUCUAAUUAGAAUGCAUAAAUCUUAAAGGUAUAUACCACAUCUAUUCAUUCUAGAAAUUGGCAUUUAGUAUCAAUAGUGGAUAAUCUUCCACUAUUAGAGCUCUCAGUGCUCCUAAUACUGCUUAAAAUAAUAGAAUGCAAUUAGAAAUUGAAUCAAAAUAUAGUAAUUAGUAUGAAGAGCUAGCUAAAAUUGGAUAAGGAAAUUUUGCUAUUGUAUUUAAAUGCAGGAACACUCUUGAUUAGUCAAUUUAUGCAAUUAAAAAGACUAAGGCAUAACCAAAACAAAACUUAGAGACAAGUGAUGCCAGGUAAGAAGCCUGCAUUUUAGCAAAUUUAUUUAGUAAGAGUGAUACAAAACACAUUGUUAAAUAUUAUAAUUGUUGGAUAGAGUAGAAUCAAUUUUUUUUAGUUAUGGAAUAUUGUGAUUAUAAUCUAAAGUAUUAAAAACAAUAUUAAGAAUGGGAAAUAAAGAUCAUUUUAAAACAUAUUUUAGAAGGUCUAAAAUUUUUACAUAGUAAGAAUUUAGUUCAUAUGGACAUUAAACCAGAGAAUAUACUAUUUAAAAAAAAAGAUUUGAGUUUCAAGAUUGCAGAUUUUGGAUUGUCAAGACUUUAAUUUGUGAAAGAAGACGAAGAUAUUAGAGAUGGUGAUUAAAGAUAUACAGCUCCUGAAAUCAUGGAAUAUGUAUUAAAAACUAUAUCUAGAUGAAUUUUGGUACUCCAAUAGAUUUAUAAAAAGUUGAUAUAUUUGCUUUUGGAUGCACUAUAUUUGAAUUAAUGAUUUAAGAAGAAUUGCCAAAAUCUGAUAAUUAAUAUCAUGAAUUAAGAAGAGGUAUUACCAAACUCAAUUUUAAAGAUGUAGGUAAAAAAACCAUCCAUUAUUUUAUUUAGGAAUUUAAUAUUCUGAUUCUUUGAUUUAAAUUGUUUGUUAAAUGAUGGCCCCUAAAUAAGAGGAUAGGCCUACUGCUGAAUAAUUAUUAAAAAAUACUUAUCUUUAUGUACCUAAAGAAAAUAAAUUAAGAUUUUUGGAAAACUCAAAUCAUAUAUUAUUUGAAGAAAAAUAAAGAAUUUAAAUAAAAUAAUAAAAACAAAAUUAAAGAAGGAGAACAAUUGGAUCUUUCUUGGAAUUUAAAGGAUAACCGUGUGUUAAGAAUGAUGUAUAAAAGAUGAUUGAAAGAAAAAAAUAAGAAUAAGACGGAAGUUUUAGAAUUUCAAGAAUUGAUUAUUAUUAAUAAGAGAAGGAAUUGAAUGGCAAAAUUUUAAAAUCUUCUAAGGAUAUUAGUGAGAAAUAAGAUUAAUCUCAGUAUCAUAUAAAAUUUGAGUACUAGAAUUCUAGAAAUAAAAGUGCUUGA